CUUUAUUAUGUAACAUGUUCCCAAUCACAUCCCAGCCUGAGUCUGAGGCAUAAGGUCUCUUUAAGAGAUAUCUCAGCUCAGUGAUCCUGGCAGGACACCUCCUACCUUCUCUUCGACCAAAAACUCUGCUGUGUCUCACCUGAUGGAAAGCAGUGCUCGGAGUCCAAGAAGAAAGAAUAUUUCGACAGGAGAGCAGUGAGCACACACGGUGGUACAUCGGAAGACAGAGGAGCCUCCUCCACCUGUCCGGAGCUCAGAAAGUCCGCCUCACUGCGAGCAGACACACAGCUGCAGACAGACAGUGGACCCAGGACAGCUGCAGAGACCGAGUGCAGCAAAUGAAGACGACUGCCAAAGAUUAAGGAUAAGUGAAAGCUGUAAAAAAUGCAGAUAUUAUUCAUGAAGUAAUUACAGCAGGUGUGACAAAACAAAUUAGUUAAUUCAGUCCCCAGCUUUUAAAGUGAGCCCAGGAAAGCCAUCAUGGAGCUGCAGCACAACACCAAUCACAACCAAGCCUUGUGGAAAGAGAUACCGUGGGAUUUCACAGAGGACUGCUCGCUCUCAGUGAGUGGCACCACUUUUCUCAUCAUUGCUUACAGUACAGUUAUGGCAGUGGGUCUCAUUGGGAACUCUUGCCUGGUGUUUGUCAUCACACGGCACAAGGAGAUGCGCAACGUCACCAACAUCUUCAUCGCCAACCUGUCCUGUUCUGACAUCCUCAUGUGCAUUGUAUGCCUGCCAGUCACUAUUAUCUACACACUGAUGGACCGCUGGAUCCUAGGAGACGCCCUUUGUAAGCUGACGCCCUUCAUCCAGUGUACAUCAGUUACUGUUUCCAUCUUCUCCCUAGUCCUCAUCGCCAUGGAGCGCUACCAGCUCAUUGUCCACCCGACUGGAUGGAAGCCUUUGGUGGGCCAGUCCUACUUGGCCGUGGGUGUCACCUGGAUCGUGGCCUGCCUAAUCUCGGUGCCUUUCCUCUCGUACAGCGUUCUUACCUUGCCUUUCCAGAACCUGAGCCUCCCCUUCCCAAUCAGUGAUCACCUUGUUUGUAUGGAGCGGUGGCCAUCGGUUCAAGAACGGCAAGCUUACACCACCUCCCUGCUCGCCUUCCAGUACUUUCUUCCUCUUGCCCUCAUCAUGGUCUGUUACAUGCAUGUCUACCUGCGCCUCAGGAGGAGGAAGGACAUGGUGGAGCGCGGCAGGAGCACCAGCCAAAAGAAAAACAAGGGCUCCACGAGGAUCAACGCCAUGUUAAUCUCCAUAGUGGUGGCAUUCGCCCUCUCCUGGCUCCCUCUCAAUGUCUUCAACACGGUGUUUGACUGGAACCACGAGGCCAUCCCGUCCUGUGGCCAUGACAUCAUCUUCUCAUUCUGCCACCUCACGGCCAUGGCCUCCACCUGCGUCAACCCCAUCAUCUAUGGUUUCCUCAACAGCAAUUUCCAGAAACAGCUCAAGUCCACCCUGUCGCGCUGUCGCUGCUGGGGGGUGGCAGAGAGGUAUGAGAGCGUCCCACUCUCCACUGUCAGCACAGAGGUUACCAAGGGGUCAAUCUUGAGCAAUGGAUCUAUCAGCAUCAAUACUUAGAUCCAAGCCUUUUCAGUAAAAGACAAAGAAACUACUGGGGCCUCUUCCGCCCUCAUUGUGUCAUCCUUUGGAGCUUUUCUUGCUUCGUUGAGUCCAAAAGCAAGGUUGACAUUUACAAAGUUACAAACCUCACAAAGGCAGUCCAGAGGGAGGUGCCCUUGAUUCAAUAUGAGUUCACAUGUAAGAGGAAGUAGAUAACAAAAUGAUGGUACAAAGGUUGUACAAGUUUAAGUAUUGUUGGGCGACUGAAGGCACUUUACAUGAGCACUUUUGCAACUGUAGUUUGUAUAGACCAUUCCCGAUGUGCUGUGGGCACAUACGAAUGAAGAGACAGCAUUUAAUCUGGUAUACAUCUGUCAUGUUUUCUUUCUAAAGCACUGGGAUCUACUGGUCAUGUCACCAGUCUAGUAAUGUUAAAUGAAUAUUAGCUGUUUAGGGUUUGCUUUUCACACUUUUACCUGCUAUAAAUGGAACCACCAGAGAGUAUUGAAAGGACAAGCGGGUUGAUGCACUGCAAAUGUUCUUUUCAGUUUUGCUGUUUUAUGUUAAUAGUAUCGAUUAAAACAAGGGAUUAAGGGAUUGUGAACUGUAAUGUGUUAAUGAUUAUCGAUGGAGUAUCUUAUUUCGUAACUGAGGAAAUAGAACGUUAGUGCAUUAAAUGUGACUCCAGGCAUUCUUUCAGACGGUUUACUAGAAUCAUCUUAAUGCAUUUCUUAUUACCUAAAAUCACCACAAACAAUGUAAUGAUCUUUUACUUAGAACCUUGGCAAUAGCUAUGUACAUUUCAUGCUGUCUGCCAAGGGCUGCGCUCCAGUCUGUGCGUGUGGGAUGUUUUUCUCAUAAAAUGUGCCAUACAAUAACCAUAUAUAUUGACAGAGCGGGGUUCUUCUGCUGUAUAUAACAUUACUAAAUAUAUGGCCUAUACAAGAUGUGAUACAGUUAUAGUUUAUGGUGUGGUCUGGAAUAAAGAGCUCUGUGUAGCACAGCAGAUAACUCCUAGGAACCUGUUGUUAGUCACUUCUCUUUGUGGUGUUGAACUGAAUUAAAAGAUUUACUAUUAUCUUGAUGAUAAUGUCUAUGUUGUAAUAUGAGUCACAAUCUUGACUGUUCUUCAAAUCUUGUACUGCAUUUUUGUUUGUUUUUUUUGGCAAACUUCAUGUCUGCCUUGCUUUCUGAGUGUGUGUUAAACACAGAACAGAUUUUUCGCUGUCACCUUGCAGGUCAGUUCAUCGACAUCAUUCUAAGCUUUUAAAAUAUAAUUGAUUGGUCCAAGUCUCCUGUUAAAGGCAAAACCAGACUGUACUAUUUCCACUUUAGUGUGGCAUCCUAAUUCCCCAGAGAUUAUAGCACUGAUGAUAGAGCUUCUACACAGUCAAUAUUUUAAAAUCUUUGUGUCUUUCUGAGGUCAAAUUCAGUGUGUUGCCUCUAUGUGCAUUAUUCAGGGGGAAGUCUGAGAUCACAACACAUUUUAGAUGUGCUUGUAGUGUUGAAUAAAUCAGUGUUGUGUUUGGUGCCUUAGAUGUUAAACAGCAUGGGGAGGGGAAAAAACACUGUUACACUGUUCAUACCACAGUUUUGGCUAUCUGUCUCAAAGAAGAAGUAUAUCAACUAAGAGGAAAGAAGAGGGCAAGAUUGUUGCUGUCAUGGGCCUUUUUUAGCUUUGAUGAUAAUGUCAGGAGGUCAAGUGUAGGAUGUUUUUACACCUCACAGAAAGCCAAACCUGUUUUCUACUCUGACAGCGUCUCACACAACCUGCCAAACUGUUUUCCAAGGGCAGUUUAGCCUUUAAGAGAGCUCUCAGAGGUCCUUGUCGACAUAAUUGACCGUGUGCUUCCGCUGCCUUAAGAGCUGACCUUAACAGACGUGUCAGUCCCCUCUCUUCUCCUAUAUAUCCUUCCUUUCACCUGUCUUUCCUUUUAAAACCACUGAAUGAAGUAGCAGUGUUUGUUUUGUUUGGAGGAACCGACCCAAGAUGCCGGAGGUGUUGACGUACUCCAGCAACACUUGACAAUGAGUGGAACUUAAAUGAUGCCGUUUUACAUUGUUAACCAAGUAACUGUUAAGGGGCUGUGGGUGCUAUGAAAUGAAGCUCAGCUGAAGACAAAUACUUAAUGAGUACACAGGGCCAGACUCUCCUUGUCAGUGGAGCAGUUCCAGAAAGAUUAGCAUCUUGGCUCUCUGCAUUUUAAUUUAGAGAGAUUUUCAUAUAAGCACAGGAAUCACAGGAACAACAUGAACUACAUAGUUGGCCAGAGUAUUCCCCAAGCUGUUGUUUUGAGCAUUUAAAUUCUCUUCAGUCACAUUUUUUUGCCUGCCUUACUACUGUUAGAAUAGGGCCUAAUUCAUCCCGUGUUGCCAUGUUCUCAUAUUAAAAGUAAUAAUAACAGCUUUCAAUGCUUUCUGUUGCAUUGUAGAAGAAAGAACCCUCCCUGAUGUGUGAAUCCUUCUCCCCAGUCAAGGCUUGCAAAGAUCAAGAGGCUGCAAAAUGUUAAAAGACAUGUACAGUAUUCAUCACAUACAAGAUCUACAGUAAAAUGUGAAUCUGCAAAGUCCAUACUGAGCCUAAGAAAUUGUGAAAAGUUAUAUAAGGUGUCGCUUAUAUAGAUAUACUACGAAAUCAUUUUUCAGUUGAAAAUCGUAUAUGCAGUGAUGUCAGACAAAGAUUGGCCUUGUGCAUCUUUGCUCCCUUCUGAGAAGGAACUAAUCUUUUUGUUUUGGCAGAUGAAAAGGUCAGAGGGAGUCAGACUGUUGCCUCUGGAAUCUUAAUCAUGGUAUUAUACAUACUAACAUCUGUAGGACGCAUUGAAACAGACAGGUACCUCAUCUAAGGGUCAAACACAUAGAUCAGCUCAGUCGAGACUUCCUUGUUUUCUUAUCUUUCUAUUAAAUUGUCCUAAUGGUUCUGCCUUGAAUCAGGUGCUUCCUGAUUCAUCAGAUCUCUGAGGGAGGGUUUAUUUCAGGGAGCAUUUCCUAGUUUUACCUAUUUAUUAGUCUGGAUAUCAUCAUUCACAGUGUAAAUGGUGUGUCAGCCAGUUCGUGAGCCAGACCUGGGUUACACAUAUGUAAUCUUCCAAGAUGAAUUCAAGACACUCCUGUGUGUCUCCGCUUUUGAAGUAAAUCUAGAAAUAUCUAUUGUAUACUGGCAGAUAUUUCUGGGCCUCAAUUUCCUCUGUGUAUUCUGUAGUAUUAAUAACACACACACACACACACACACACACACACACAGUUUUGCCUUGCAUAACACAAGCAGACAUAACAGCCGGGAAUAGCAACCCCCAGAUUGGUGGUUUUGUCAUUGCAUGGAUGUGCAGUCUUCACAAAAAAACAUGAUUUGAAAAUAAUAAACUAAGAUAGAUAGAUAAGAGUUUUACAAAAGAGGAACAAGAAAUUCUUUCAUGUCUAUAAUCUUGCCCUGACAAUUUAGGAUCUGGCCUCUGCGUCUGACCUUCCAUUUUCUUUGGUCAGAAGAAAAGAGGUAGACCACAGCCUACUUUAGUUGCCUGGUUACAGUUUCCUCAGGGGUUUCAAUGGGUUUCCUCCAAGCUGACACAGAGUGCCAAGCUGUUAAAGGCACUUUAUUAAACACUGACAGAGGAAAGACGCAGGGCUGAAGCAGUUUUAGUGUUGCUGGCUCAGUCAGAUGGUUCUCCUGCUUGAAAGAAGGACGACAAAGAAAGUGAGACAUAACAUUUAUUGCUGGGGAUACUUGAUGACACAUACAGUACCUUUCCUUUUGACUUGCAUUGGCUUAUCAAGGUGGUAUAAUUGUAAGCAGUCACUGUAAAGUAAUGUGGACUUUUUUACAGCAGACAUUUUGACAUGUCAUGGCAGGAAAAGCACUGGUGUAAUUAAUCUUAAUGAUGGCUGUAUUUCAUUUAGGUUUGCCUGGGCCAUUUUACACUGGCAUGGCUUACUAGGACACUUGAACGAAAGGCACUAUUAAAGGCAUAGUUCAACAUUUGGGAAAUAUGCUUAUUUGCUUACUUGCCGAAAAUUAGAUGAGAAGAUUGAUACUACUCUCAUUUCUGUAGAGAAAAUAUGCAGCUGGGGCCAGGAGAUGGUUAGCUUAGCAUAAACACUGGACACAGGAGUAGACAGCUGUCUGAAGGUAACAAAAUCCGCCUACCAGCACUUUUAAGCUAACUUAGCUAGGACAUUAUAUCUCGUUUGUUUAAGGCGUACAAAAACAUAGGUGUAAAAUGACAAUUUGUCGUUUUAUUGGGGGUUAUAUGCUAGAUUAUCUCUUGACUGGGAGCAGUUGCUAGGCAACCAGUGGAGACUUGAGGAAAUUACUGGUCCUGGCCAAGAAAUAGUCACACAUAAUUCCCGUAAAAAGGUUUUUAGACUUUGGCUUUUUGUAUGUAAUAAACAAAUGAUAUAUAACAUGUUAAUUAUUGAGCUUCAGAGGUCCUGGUAGGUGGAUUUUGUUACCUUCGGACAGAUCCAGGUUAGCUGUUUCCAGUCUGUAUGCUAAGAUAAACUAACCGGCAGCUGGCGGUAACUUCAUAUUUAUUGUACAGACAAGAGAGUGUUAUUGGAAGGAAGAGUUUGGCAUUUUGAGAAAUUUUAGCUUUAGCUUAGCUUAUCAUAAAGCCUGGAAACUGGGGGAAACAACUAGCCUGGCUCUGUCCAAAGAUUACUGGUUACCACUAGACAGAGCAAGGCUAGCUGUUUCCCCCUGUUUCCUGUCUUUACGCUAAGGUAAUCUAAUCGGCUGCUGGUGAUAGCAAUUUAUUGUACAGACAUAAGGUAUCAAUCUACUCAUCUAACUCUCUGCAAGCAUAUUUUCCAAAAUGUAGAACUAUUUCUUUAAUGUAAUUAGCUACACCUGUGCUUCCCUGCAAUGAGAAGUCAGAAUGUCUGCAGUUUAAUGACCUAGCCUUCUUAAUUAAUUCUCACAAGUUUAGGGGCCAGAGUCUGCAAGCAUUAAACACAACAUUUAUUUAGACUCCACUGCUCAGCACUGCAAUUAUGGCCCAAUGUUCUCUUUUAUUAGUUAAUCUGUUUCAGACUGGUAUCAGAGAGACUAAUUAGAAUAACCUGGUGGACCUUGCAGCUGUGGGAGUACAGGCUCAGCAGGGUCUGUAUCUCCAGCAGGUAUUUUCUUGAUUAUAGUGCUGUUUGAAAUUAUCAAAUGCCCCACUACUCUUGUCUAAAUCUAAUAACCCAAGUUAGGGCUGCUUUGAUGUUUCCACUUUUAAAAAAUGUAAAUAAUGUUCCUUGCUGCAAGUAAUGUUUCUGAUAUGAUGUCUUUGAUUUUAAAAUGGAGGGUAGAUGGGCACUGAGAGUUAUUGUUCACAAUGGUAUUGAUCUUGAGUAAAUAUUUUAUGUCCUGCUGAGCUAUUGCCUUUCGUAUAUUUAUCCCUUAUCAAAUCACUUUCAAUAAAAGACAAUACUUGACCCA
Messenger RNA from Siniperca chuatsi (mandarin fish), 6988 nucleotides. RefSeq names its product neuropeptide Y receptor Y8b (gene npy8br). Gene Ontology annotation, biological process: G protein-coupled receptor signaling pathway. The transcript has 3 exons. Gene Ontology annotation, molecular function: neuropeptide Y receptor activity; neuropeptide binding. The record is from RefSeq and is a predicted model, not a curated record. Gene Ontology annotation, cellular component: plasma membrane; neuron projection. Lineage: Eukaryota; Metazoa; Chordata; Actinopteri; Centrarchiformes; Sinipercidae. Bases 481 to 1584 code for a protein of 367 amino acids.